AUGUCCACGUCGCCCGAGUCCGAUGUCCCUAAAUCCGACCAUCCUCGUCCCGCCAUGUCCUUCCCCUCCUGCAAGUCUGAAUGCAUCGCCGAUGGACUCGCCGCGGUGCGCGAUGACGGGGACGCCCAGUUUGACGCGUCCGCCAGGAGUUGGAACGAGGGUGCCCAGACCGCCGCCAUUGAGCAGCUAGUCACCCUUAAGCAGGGGCUGAGGGCCUCGGAUACCGAGCCGUUCUGGAAACGGCUCAUGGAGGACCUCACUUCGAUCAGCAAGGCUCAGUAUGGCUUUGUCGCUCGACGGAUACACGGCGGCGAGCCCCUGCCUGAACUAGGCGGGCGCCGGCCGUCGCUCUUCGGGGCAGUGUUCUACUACAACGACGGGUAUCAGAAUGUCGGACUGCAGCGAAACCGGUAUUUCGCAGGUGGCAACCCGCUUUUACAUAUGGAUCAUGAACGGCCGUGCCUUAUACCUGAGAAUCUCAAAUCCCUUGUGUCGUUUGGUGACGACCAACUGCCUUUCGCCGCCGACGCGUACCUGGCGAUUCCGCUCUUCUCGGCUGGCAAAUGCCUGGCCCAUCUCGGGUUGAUGUGGUCCAAGGACGGCGUACGAACUCGAAGCUUGUCUUGGUCAUUUCUCGAAAUGCUCCUGCAUUCCCUGGAGGACCUGAUCGUUCAACGACUCUUGCUAGACGACCUUUUCCCCGAUGACCAAGAUGCCGAGUCUCCGACCCUCAAUUCUCCCGCAUUUUCAAACCCCAACCACGACCAUAUUCCUGAUUCCUCUCAUUUCACCACCCAUCCUCUCAAACCCUACGCUAAGAGUCUAUCACAUGAGCUGCGAACUCCGAUGCAAGGUGUGGUGGGCAUGCUGGACGUGAUGCAUGCCACCGUGCGAGAGGCCAUGGAAAGCAAGACCCCUGUCAAGUCCGGCGGUGUUUUCCAAGCUCUCAAAGAGGGCAUUGAGAUGGUUCAGGACAGUGCACGGCGGGCCGUCGAAGCCGCCGACAACGUCGUCCAUGCCUAUGAUCUGAAUAUGCAGGUUCCGAAAACACCUCAGCGGGAGCAAGAGAACGGAUUUCUUAUCGACCCAGUCCUCGCCACCGAUUCUACUGAAAUCCGCCCCAGCAUCUUCAUCGAAGGAAACCACAUUGCAGUGAACCCAUAUAAAAGGCGACGAAGUCUUCCCCUGGACGUGAAUAAUCGCCCGGCCCGAAAGCAGAGACUUCGUGCAGCAUCUUCGCGACAUGGACUCUCCCCCCGCAGCGAGGAAGUCAAGAACGCGGUUCACGAAAGUGAACAGAUCGUUCAUGCUACGCCAGCACGCCAGAUUGAAGCAGUCAUGGCCAACAUGGUGGACCCGCAACCGUCACUCGCAGUUCGACGAUCGGCUCCUCAUUUGCUCCUAGAGGGCAUCAAUAUGAAUUUGCGAAGCCCAGCCCUUCGAUUUACCAAACUGCGGGAUCUUCUUCGCUUGGUGAUCAACGAGUCUCUCCACGUCGGCGGCCGACCUGAUUCAGCGAUCGGCCAGGCGACUGAGUUUGGCGAGAAGAUUGAGAUUAGAUCCCGGUCGUCGAAUGGCGAGUUCUUUACCAAGACUGUGGAGUGGUCUGUUGAUCCUGCUCUCCCCGAUACUCUUCUUGCCGACGACAGAGAUUUGGCCAAGUUGAUCUCUUGUGUUUUCUUGAACGCCAUAAAAUUCACUAAUAAUGGCACAAUUACCGUUUGUGCGACUGUAGGCUCUAAAGCCAGCGAUGUCUUGAUUCUUGUGCGCGAUACUGGCCCAGGCAUUCCCGCGGCAUUCUUGCCCAAUCUUUUCAAGGCUUUUUCCCGGGAAGAUGCAUCUACCACUCGCAGCAAGGACGGUCUAGGAUUAGGCCUCCUUGUGGCCAAGGGACUCUCGCGGAAGAUGGGCGGUGAUUUGAUUUGCGUUCGCUCCUCCACUACGGGACCCGAUCGUGGUUCUGAAUUCCAGAUUCGAGUUCCCGUGAACCAGCAUGAGGCCUAUAACCGUCCCGGGACCCCGAAAGAGAGAAUGAUGACACCCCCAACCUUCAAUGACCAUUCCCGACAUGGCAGCGCCAGUAGCUUCAUCUGGGAGCCCACGUCAUCUGCCUCGCCCUCCGUUGCCCAGACCCAGCAACUCCAGCAACCGACUCCAAAUACCACCGAUGAAAAUACAUCUCAAAGCUCGACACCGCCGCGGACACUGUCGCAAUCUCGGCCCAACCGGACUUUGGGCGACACAUACGACAAGAAGCUCGGAGAGAAAUUUCCUCUGCGAUUCCUCGUUGCUGAGGACAAUCGGAUAAACCGUCGUGUGCUGGUCAAUAUGCUGCGCAAGCUGGGUUACCGAGACGUUCUCGAGGCGGCCAAUGGCAGAGAAGCUGUACGAAUUGUGCAAGACAUCCUGUCCGCUUCGUCAUCCAUUCAUAGUUCCCCGACGGAUGAAGAAGGCGGCCCAUCCACCCAACAGCCUAUUCCUGGGAUGAAGCCUAUCGACAUCGUCCUAAUGGAUCUCUGGAUGCCAGAAAUGGACGGGUAUGAGGCAACAUCUCGCAUUCUUCAGAUGGUCGAUGACCACCAGAGCCAGUACAUCGGUGCGGACGACGAUGCUCGCCGGAUGAGCAUCACCACCAGCUCGGACGACAUGGACAUGGAUACCGUCACCAGCUCCCUCUGUGCACAGCGUCCUCCCACCGUCCUCGCUGUCAGCGCAGAUGUCACUGACGAGGCGUUGAACCGUGCCUCCAAAGUGGGGAUCAAGGGCUACAUGACUAAACCCUACAAACUGUCGGACUUAGAACGGCUCAUCCUUGGAUUCUGUGGUGGUCCGAUUGAAACAGUCGUGACGGAUAUCUAG
Molecule: messenger RNA, 2859 nt
Organism: Penicillium canariense
Lineage: Eukaryota; Fungi; Ascomycota; Eurotiomycetes; Eurotiales; Aspergillaceae
Product: ATP-binding response regulator
Exons: 1
Coding region: 1-2859 (952 amino acids)
Biological process (GO): phosphorelay signal transduction system; protein autophosphorylation
Molecular function (GO): phosphorelay sensor kinase activity; histidine phosphotransfer kinase activity
Source: RefSeq, a predicted model, not a curated record